AAACCCAGGAGAAAUAUUAACAACAGAAAGAACUAACAUCGAGGCAUAGCAGUCGUAACAGUCUCCGCCACGUGUCCCAUAUGCACUGAAUCCCCUGUCGGUUCCCCUUCACAACCGGUAGAAGCCACUGGACACGUGCCAGUUCUCUCUCUCUCUCUAUCAUCACCCCGCACACCAUCUCCACACAAACCAAAGCUGCUUUAAACCCCACAUCACUUUCCUCUUCCACCCACAUUCAUUUCCAAAUCCCACCACCACUUUUUCCGGUCAUAUUCCGCCGGAAAAUCCGCCACCACCACCGCAACCUCUUUUCUCAUGCUUUCCCAAUCCCUCCACCCCUCACCGGAAGUACCCCAACAUCACCGAAGACCCAAGUCCCCGGAAACCACCCUCACCGCCGUUCUUCAACCUCUACUCUCCCUUCAAAACCCUCGUUCAUGGAUCUUCUUAACCAUCCUCUUCAUCCAGAUCGUCCUCCUCUGCAACCUCCGUAGCUUCCCCACCUCAAUCUCCAUCACCCGCCGCCACCUCCCCACCCCCCUCGCCGCCAUCGACGAAACAACAACAAAUCCCUCCCAAAACGCCACCCUCCAUGAUAACGCCACCCUCCACGACUCUUCAUCUUCAUCUCCCUCCACCACCGACGACGACCAAUGUAGCUCCGGCAGGGUCUUCGUCUACGACCUUCCCGCAACCUUCAACCAAGAAAUCCUCGACAAUUGCGACAAUCUCAACCCGUGGAGCUCCCGCUGUGACGCCCUCGCAAACAACGGCCUCGGGCAGAGCGCGACCACUCUCGCCGGAAUCAUACCGGAGGAGAUUCUCCCGGCGUGGCACUGGACAGACCAGUUCGUCUCCGAAAUCAUCUUCCACAACCGCUUACUCAACCAUAAGUGCAGAGCCACAGAGCCAGAAUCAGCUACAGCGUUCUACAUCCCGUUCUACGCUGGACUCGCGGUGGGGAAGUACCUCUGGGAAAACGAAAACUCCACCGCAGAGGUUCGCGAUCGCCACUGUGACAUGAUGCUCCGGUGGCUCCAGGACCAACCGCAGUACAGAAGAUCCAACGGUUGGGAUCACUUCAUCACGAUGGGUCGCAUCACGUGGGAUUUUCGCCGCUCGAAAGAUGAAGAUUGGGGUUCUAGCUGCAUCUACAAGCCAGGGUUGAGAAACAUCACGCGCCUCCUCAUCGAGCGGAAUCCAUGGGACUAUUUCGACGUCGGUGUUCCCUACCCCACCGGAUUCCACCCUCGCUCCCUCUACGACGUCGCACGGUGGCAGAGUUUCGUCCGUGAACGCCGCCGGAGUGCUCUGUUUUGCUUCGCCGGAGCACCGAGACGCGCCUUUAGAAAUGAUUUCAGAGGGGUUCUGCUGAAUCAGUGCCGUGAAUCUUCCGGUUCGUGCCGCGCGGUGGAUUGCGGGAAGAAUCGGUGCGCGAACGGCACGUCGGCGAUCCUCGAGACGUUUCUGGACUCGGAGUUUUGCUUGCAGCCGAGAGGGGAUAGCUUCACGCGGCGGUCGAUUUUUGAUUGCAUGGUGGCCGGUUCGAUUCCGGUUUUUUUCUGGCGGCGAACCGCGUACUUGCAGUAUCAGUGGUUUUUGCCGGGUGAACCGGGGAGUUAUUCGGUUUAUAUAGACCGGAAUGCGGUGAAAAAUGGGACCUCGGUGAAGGCGGUGCUUGAGGGGUUUAGCAAGGAGGAGGUGAGGAGAAUGAGGGAGAAGGUGAUUGAGUACAUUCCGAGAUUGGUUUAUGCGAAGAGUAACGAAGGGUUGGACGGGAUGAAGGAUGCUUUUGAUGUUGCCAUUGAAGGUGUGCUGAGAAGGGUUAAGGAACAAGAACAACCUGGAUUUACAAAGUGGUAAAAUGCAUUGCUUGGUGUUAGAAUAUUUAGUAAAGGAUAAAUAAAUAAUUUGGUAGGUUAGAGGUUUUUUUUUGUUCUUCUUUCCUAAUAGGUUCUCUAUUGAGAUGUACCAUAUUUUGAUAUUGUGAUUCUUUUUAGCACUAUGGUUAUACAUUUAUGGAUAUUGGUAGUUCUUUUUACAAAAAUGUGGAGUAACUAGUAAGAACUUCACAUCCCAGAAGUUACAGUGACAUGAGUAAACCUUUUCCUCAAUAGGAUGCUUUCACAAGAAAUUGAAUUAGAAUCCCCUUGUACA
This is a messenger RNA of Lotus japonicus, 2157 nucleotides long. Its product is annotated as xyloglucan galactosyltransferase XLT2. Gene Ontology annotation, biological process: xyloglucan biosynthetic process. Gene Ontology annotation, molecular function: galactosyltransferase activity. The coding region runs from base 316 to 1863 and encodes 515 amino acids. Lineage: Eukaryota; Viridiplantae; Streptophyta; Magnoliopsida; Fabales; Fabaceae. The transcript has a single exon. The record is from RefSeq and is a predicted model, not a curated record.